Messenger RNA from Penicillium paradoxum, 3105 nucleotides. Its product is annotated as basic helix-loop-helix domain-containing protein. The record is from RefSeq and is a predicted model, not a curated record. The transcript has a single exon. Bases 1 to 3105 code for a protein of 1034 amino acids. Gene Ontology annotation, biological process: positive regulation of transcription by RNA polymerase II; SREBP signaling pathway. Gene Ontology annotation, molecular function: protein dimerization activity. NCBI's taxonomy places the organism in Eukaryota, Fungi, Ascomycota, Eurotiomycetes, Eurotiales, Aspergillaceae.
AUGUCCGCCCCCAACAUGGAGAAUGACUUCCAGCUCUUCUCUCCGCGUAACUCCAGUGGGGAUGAGCCGCAAGGAAAUGACAACAGGCUCACGCAGUCACCUGGAGACAAUACGAGCCAGGACUGGACUCAAUGGAUGCGAUGGGAUGAUCCAAUGUUCUUGGAAGGAGAACAGAAGCCAAUGAACUCAUCUAUCGACCUCCCAUCUAUCUCUCCUCAUACCGACAUGAGCUCCCCGACUCAUUUGAACUACACGGACUUCUCACCUAAUCUUCCACUUGGCUUGAUGGAACUUCCAUCCGACUCUAACAUCGGGAACAACCUGGGAUACCAACACAGCACGCCAGGACCGAAUUGGCGCACGACCCAGCAACAACAGAUCGGCUUAGUAUCUCCAAUUUCAAGUAUUGGGACCAGCCGGAAGCGAAAGACUGGCAGCGAUGAUGACGGCACCACAGUUACUGGACCAGUGCAGCCGGGCAAGAAGAUGCCCGCCAAAAAGCGAGCUCACAACGUCAUCGAGAAGCGAUAUCGCGCCAACCUGAACGAUAAGAUAGCAGAACUUCGUGACAGUGUCCCCAGCCUUCGACAAAUCAAGAACCGCACUGGAGGCUCACCUGACGAGGAUGAUGAAACGGAGGGAGGCAACGGUGCAAGCAAGCUUAACAAAGCAUCCAUUUUGUCGAAGGCAACGGAGUACAUCAAGCAUCUAGAGAUUCGCAACAAGCGGUUGGAAGACGAAAACACUGCUCUCAAAAACCGUCUCCGACAGGCUGAUAAGGCAGCGGACCAGGCUGUCACUUCCUCUGCUUCGGUGUCUUCGCCCAGCAACUAUGCUUCGACAGAUUCAGGCUCUGGUACAUCGCCUAGUGUCUUUUCUCAGGCGGAAGAGCCCUCCAGCGAGGGCUCGCCCACCUCUCAAAAUCCCCCAGAAGGUCUUCUGCCAGUUCCUGACGCGUGGAAACGCAUGCGAGCUGAGACUGCGCAGCAAGGGGUCUUUGCUGAGUCUUACAUUAAAUAUCCUUCGUCGUCAUCCCACCAACCGCAGUAUGCAAGAGAAGACACAUCGGGCCGGCGUUCAAGAAUGCCCAACAAAUAUAUGCUGGGGGCACUCGCGGGUCUCAUGGUCCUCGAAGGCAUGGGUUCUGGAGAUUCCGAGACCGAAUCAAAGGGCCUCUUUGCACUACCCAUGAGACUCUUCAGCCGUUUGCAGACACCUACGAUGGCACAUUGGGAAUUCUACUUCAAGCAGUCCUGGUACUCGUGGCAGGCGCGCGCAUUCUCUCAUUUCCUCAUUCUGGCAACGCUGGUCGUUGUCAGUGCCUUUGUCGUUUUCGUGUACUUGUUCAAUGCCCAACCUGUCACACACCGUGGCCCAUCCAAAACGGAUGCUGAGGGCCCGCCUGCGCCUCUGACGUCUAGCGAUUUCCGUCGCCAGGCUUGGCUGACUAGUAUGCAACGGGUUGGUGUCCCACGCCACAGAUUCUUCCGUGAGUGGUACGUUGUUACUUCUAGAUGCUUCGAAUAUGUGCUGCGAUGCUUGAUGGGAUGGAAAGUCUACUCAUGGGCUACUGGAAUCACCGAGGAGGAUGAGAAGGGACGAGUCAAGACUUGGGAUAUUGCAAUUGAUGCUCAACUCACCGGUGGGGAUGCUGAGAUUAGCAAGAGCCGUCUUGUGCUCACUAUCUUCGCUGCUGGCACGCUCCCCUGUUCUCCUACGAGAAUGAUCAUCAAGGCCUUGCAUGUCCGCAUUCUCCUGUGGAAUGUUGGGGAGCCAGGCUCUUGGUCGUUCCAAGUAUCCAAUGACAUCGCUCGAGCUCUUGCUAGAUUCCAGUGGGGCGUGGCUCGAGAGGUCAACGACGCUUUGCCUGAAGGCCAUCCCGACCGGCUUCCUCCUCAUCUCGCUGCGCUUGUCAACCAGGAUUGCGAUGAUGUCAUGAUCGACACCAUCAUCCAGCGUGCUGUGAAUCUGACCUGGAACCGACCAACCCAGGAAGGUACUGGCGAUGAUCAAGUGCUACUCGAUGUUGUGGACGAGGACCCAGCUAUCCAAUGUUCCCAGGAUGCACUUGCGGCUUGGUGGUCUAGUCACCUUUUGCAAACUGCUCUUCUCGAUUACUUCGAAGCAAGUGGCAAGGGUCCGGUGUCCAAAACAAGCCGUGAUGCAUUUAAAGCGAAGAUUCGGAUGUCCCUUGAUGUCGCACCACAGUUGUCCGCUGCAUAUACUCGUGCGCUCGUGAUGAAAGCUGUGCUUUUUGACCAAAAUCGCCUUGAGAAUGUGGGAGCAGUCCUCGCCGCGCUCCCAAAGGAGAAAAGGAAGGGAAGCCAAAUGCACUCGUCCAACUUCCUUGAUUCCUCUCUACCUGUUUCUGUGCGGGAUGAGAUCUCCAUCGCCGUGCGCUGCGCUAUGAUUGCCGCCAUUGUUACUGAAAGAUCCACGGGUGAUGCUUCGUCACUGCCCGAGUCUUUCACUCUCCAAAAAGCCAUUACGUGGUUUAACCAGCUCCCGAUCGAUCCAGUGGACCUUUCUCUUAUUGGAUUCUCAUCUGUUUACCAUCUGCUUCACCUUCUGGUGUCGGAUGUAGAUUACAUUGCCUCGUCCGAUUCAUCUUCUCCUUCAACUGCCACUUCUGAAGCUACCUCCUCCGCCGAUGACGAAGCCGAAGAAAAGACUCGCCCAAAGCACAAAUUUUUCAUCUGUCCCCGCGAUAUCCCGAAUGUCGGGCGGGUAUCCGCUGAACUAAUCUAUUGGGCCCGGAAUGCUUACACUCCGGCCUUUUACGGAUUCUCCUCUAAACUCGUUGAAGUAAUCAUCAAGUCUUGCACAACAAUCUGUGAGGACGCAGGUAUCAAUGUUCAGGACUACAUGCACGCUGCAUCCGAACGGACUCUAUCUAAGAAACCUCGGGCACGCCGGCAUAGGGGAGAAUCCCAGUCCUCUCAAAGUGAUGCUGAUCAGGACUUAAUUGAAAAUCCUGUCCAAAGGCCAUUCCUCCGUCGGGAGCGAUCGGCCAGUAAUGACACCGGCUAUGGCAGUCUUUCUCUUGAGGAGGAUGGACAACCAGUUCCCCAUGUCCCUCUCAAUGUGCAGCAGGUACCUGCUUGA